ACAAGAACGUCAAACUUAUGUCAAAGUUUAUUUUUGUAACUGGCAAAAGAAAACAACUGCUUCAAAAACAUGGUGGCAGGACAGUGAAUCGGGUGAACAUUUUUACUAGUCAUAAUUAAUUACGAAGCUUAUUUAGCAGGAGUGUUUAAAACAAUUUGUAAACACCGAUUUAAUAAGCUUCAACAAAAUAAGGAUGACGUCUGAAGAAACACAAAUUUCUGAAAACCUGAAAGGCUGUUACGAAAAUCUUAUUGUAAUCGACAUCGGCGCAAACCUCACGAACAAGAAAUACAGCCGUGAUCUCGACUCCGUGGUGCAGAGGGCAAAAGAUGCAGGUGUCCAAAAAAUCAUGGUCACAGGAACAUCAGUGAAGAACAGUAAGGAGGCUCUGCGGCUCACGAGGCUCUAUCCCGGGACUAUCUACUCCACGGCUGGAGUGCACCCUCACGAUGCCAAGUCAAUGGUGGAAGAGGAUAUGUGGGUGGAGUUACAAGAUAUCGCCAGCGCGCCGGAGUGUGUGGCCAUAGGGGAGUGCGGCCUCAACUACAGCAAGGACUUCUCGGAGCCUCACGUGCAGCGGGACGUGUUUAAACGACAGAUAGAAAUCGCGUGCGACCUCCGCAAACCGAUCAUCGUUCACGAAAAAGACGCACAAGACGACGUUUUGAAAAUCCUCGACGAAUACAGCGCCCGUCUCCCUCCAAUAGUCAUCCAUUCCUUCACGGGAACGGUAGAACAAGGGCUCAAAUACAUAGAGAAAGGGUUUUAUAUUGGCAUCACUGGGUUCAUAUGCAAGGAUAAGUCGGAUGGCGGUAUCCGGAGGUUACUGUCGGAGAGAAUGCUUCCGAUGGACCAGCUGUUGGUGGAGACAGACUCGCCGUUUAUGUACCCUAAUAUGAGAGCGUCUAAGCUGCCGGUGCAUGUGAAGGAUUCGUUGACGGAAAGAUCCAUGCUAUUCGUGAACCGCUACUGCACGUUCCAGCGCAACGAGCCGUGCGCGCUGCCCGCCGUGGUGGAGCUGGUGGCCGGGCUGGCGGCGCGCCGGCCCGAGGACGUGGCGCUAGCCACCGCCUUCAACGCGCUCAAGCUGUUCGGACUCAGCCAGUGACCAGUUGGUAGUUGGGCAGUUAGGCCCUUCUCCCACUACGCGACUCUCAAGCGACACGAGUGCGCCGCAACGCAUGAUCGCCUAUAAAAACGGGUCUUCGAUGCGUCGUUGACUCGUCUAAGCGACCAAGAGAGUUGAGAGUCGCGUAGUGGGAGAAGAGGCUUACGAACGAGCUUGGAGGUUAGAACAGUGAAGAAGGAGGUUGGAAGAGGUUUGAGGUUUGAAGACUUUUUGGUUCGACAUAAUAUUUUUUUGCAAAUUUAUACUCUUUGUAAGCGUACCAGUUAAAAAGUUAUGAAGUGUCGACCUUGGAGUUUAACGUUUGAGGUUUGUCGCCUUUUUAGUUAGAUAGAAACUUUUUCUUGCGAAUACUCUUUGGAAGCGUACCGGUUUAAAAUUUAUGAACCUCCGACCUCUUUUUGUCGCCUUUUUGGUUUAAAUAUUUUUUUGCUCUUUGGAAGCGUACCAGUUAAAAAGUUAUGAAGCGUUGACCUCUUUUGUUUUUCUUUUACUGCAGAGUUUUGGCAGCUAUAUUUAUUCAAUUUGAUUCGCAUUAUUUAUACCCGUUUUAUUGGGUUUUUUGCUUUGGGGAUUUCACGUUCGUAGAAAGCUUUCGCCUUGUGCCUUUGACGAUUACAAUAGGAUUAAAUUAAUUAUAUGACGAUUCGAAUUGUUUAAACGAUGAAAUGAAUUAAAUAGACAUAGGAAAGAUGUCGACAAGAAUAGGGAUAUUAAGAAUGAAAUUGUGGUAUUUCUUCAUACGUCAUCCAUGAAAUAAAUAAAUAUAACUGAUAAAUCUAAGGAGAUAAUUUACAUGUCUAGAACUGAUUUGAAUACUCGAUAGAAUUUGAUUUAUUUUGUGCAUUUUCUAAAUGUGUUCUUUACAACGACCACUGAGGUGGAUUCAACGAAAGAAUUUAAUUUUAAUUGCAAUAUGAGGCUGUUUGAGUUCAUCCAUAAAUUUUGUUCUUGCCAUCGUCACUAAUAAUAACUAAAAUCAUAAUUUAAUUGACUCUCUACAUAUUUUGUGCUGUGUAUGUGAAAUUUUGAUGGAUAAUUAAUUAAUAAUGGGAAAACAUUACAGUAGCACAUGUAUAACAAUCGAAUUAAAUGAAACACUAUUCAUUUCAUGCAAAGCAAGCCAUGUUGUUAUGGCGUCGUCGAAAUGUCAUUGAUCAUUUGAAUAUUGUAAUUUUUGUGUGUGUCUAUAUUUUUGUAUAAUUUUGUUUAGUUAAGUCUCCUGCACGGGCCCUAGUGAAACUACAUAUCUGUAAAAUAUCUUGGCAAUAGACAAAUAGUUCAUCUUUAGUCAGAAGUGAUCUCACAUCAGUGGUAUAUCCAUUGGUUUGUUUAGUAAAAAGUGUAAUAUUUUUGUGUGGCCAAAUAUCCCCAGUUUAGAAAUAGUAACGUCCAGUAACACUAGGCCA
This is a messenger RNA of Plutella xylostella (diamondback moth), 2535 nucleotides long. Its product is annotated as 3'-5' ssDNA/RNA exonuclease TatD. Gene Ontology annotation, molecular function: single-stranded DNA 3'-5' DNA exonuclease activity. The record is from RefSeq and is a predicted model, not a curated record. Gene Ontology annotation, cellular component: cytosol. Lineage: Eukaryota; Metazoa; Arthropoda; Insecta; Lepidoptera; Plutellidae.